Paramecium tetraurelia is the source of this 660-nucleotide messenger RNA. RefSeq lists its product as uncharacterized. Gene Ontology annotation, biological process: vesicle-mediated transport; vesicle fusion; intracellular protein transport. Lineage: Eukaryota; Ciliophora; Oligohymenophorea; Peniculida; Parameciidae. The record is from RefSeq and is a predicted model, not a curated record. Gene Ontology annotation, molecular function: SNARE binding; SNAP receptor activity. Gene Ontology annotation, cellular component: membrane; endomembrane system; SNARE complex. The transcript is spliced from 2 exons.
AUGGAAGAGACUAGAGACACUAUUCAAAAGGUUGGAAUUUUAAACUAGGAAAUUGAGAAGUUAAAGACAUCUAAGGAUGUGGGACCCAAAGCAUAAUUCAAUGAAUAAAUAGUACAAGGAAAACUUGAUUAGCAUUGCAGGUUUAAAUCUGAAGAUAUUGAAGAAAAUCUACAAAUUAUGGAAACUGAUGAUUGCGACAAUGAUCUUGAAUAUAAAAUCAAAUAAAAUGCCAAAAUGUGCUUGGGCAUAUCCUUAAAAAAAGUCACUCCAUAAUUAAGAAAUUAUCAACAUUAAAUGUUGAGGUAAUUACAACGAGAAAGACCAUCAUAAAACUUAAAAGUUGAUUUUGAAUAGGAAUAUAUUGAAACAUUAAUUUUAGAUAGAAAUGAUAGAAUUAAAUAAUUAGGAGAAAAAUUGAAAAAAAUGAAUGAGUUGUUUAAAGAAAUGAAUAGACUAGUUAUAGAACAAGGAACUUUGUUAGAUCGAAUUGAUUUCAACAUAGAUCAAACAUUCACAAGAAUUAAAAAAGGAAAAGAUUAGUUAGUCUAAGCAAGUACAAAAUAGUAAAUUAGUGACAGAGCUUAAAAGUGUAUUUUUAUAUUAGUUGGAUUAAAUAUGUUUAUAGCUUUUCUAUUUGUAAUAAAAUAUACAUUAUUAUGA